AUGGAGCUCAGCAUCCUCCUCCUCCUGGCUCUUUUCACAGGCCUCUUACUUCUCCUGGCCAGGGGUCAACCAAGGGCCCAAGGCCACCUCCCACCAGGCCAUCCUCUGCCUUUCUUGGGGAAUCUUCUGCAGAUGGACAGAAAAAAUCUACUCAAAUCCUUCCUGAAGCUCCAAGAGAAAUACGGAGAUGUGUUCACGGUGUACCUGGGGCAGAGGACUGUGGUCAUUCUGUGUGGGACAGAGGCCAUUCGCGAGGCCCUGGUGGACCAGGCUGAUGCCUUCUCUGGCCGGGCGAAAAUUGCAUCCCUUGAGCAAUCCUUCCAGGGAUAUGGUGUCAUCUUUGCCAAUGGGAAUCGCUGGAAGACCCUACGACGAUUCUCCCUGGCCACCAUGAGGGAUUUCGGGAUGGGAAAGCGGAGUGUGGAGGAGCGGAUCCAGGAGGAGGCUCAGUGUCUCGUGGAGGAGCUACAGAAAUCCCAGGGAACCCUCAUGGACCCCACCUUCUUCUUCCAUGCCAUCACCGCCAACAUCAUCCGCUCCAUUGUCUUUGGAGAACGCUUUGCCUACAAAGAUCCCGAGUUUCUGCGGCUGCUGGAUUUGUUCUACCAUACCUUUGGGCUUAUCAGCUCCACCUACAGCCAGGUGCUGGAGCUCUCCAGGGACUUCCUGCAGUAUUUUCCCGGCCCACACUGGCAAAUCUACAAAAACGUGCAGGAAGUCAGCGCCUUCAUUUGCCGCAGCGUGGAAAAACACCGGCAAACGCUGAACCCGAGCGCCCCCCGGGCCUUCAUUGAUACCUACCUGCUCCGCAUGGACAAAAAGUCCGACCCCGACACCGAGUUCCACCACAGGAACCUCAUUCUCACCGCACUGUCUCUCUUCUUCGCUGGCACUGAGACCACCAGCACCACUCUCCGCUACGGAUUCCUGCUCAUGCUCAAAUACCCCCACAUCGCAGAAAAAGUCCAAAAGGAAAUUGAUGAGGUAAUUGGCUCACAUCGCCCUCCAGCUCUCGAGGACCGAGCCAAAAUGCCGUACACCGAUGCAGUCAUCCACGAGAUUCAGAGAUUCGGGGACCUUCUCCCUGUUAGCUUGCCCCACUUGGUCACCAAAGACACUCACUUCCGAGGGUACAUCAUCCCCAAGGUGAGGACCGCUGGGCUCCUGCAUCUCUCCUGUGUGGGCAUCCUGGUUUCUCUUAAUCUCAACACUUGACCACUUCUAUGACUAGGGUUCCCUUGUUGUUUUUCUUGAGGGGGGGAGGGUGCAGGUAGAGAGGUAGUGAAAUCUUUUGAUCGGUUCCUUCUAUCCUUCCCUCAGGACACUGAAGUAGUUCCCAUCCUGAGCACUGCUCUCCAUGACCCACGUUACUUUGAAAAACCAGAUGAAUUCAACCCUGACCACUUU
Loxodonta africana (African savanna elephant) is the source of this 1407-nucleotide messenger RNA. RefSeq names its product cytochrome P450 2B11-like. Gene Ontology annotation, biological process: xenobiotic metabolic process; epoxygenase P450 pathway. Gene Ontology annotation, molecular function: heme binding; arachidonate epoxygenase activity; iron ion binding. The record is from RefSeq and is a predicted model, not a curated record. Gene Ontology annotation, cellular component: intracellular membrane-bounded organelle; cytoplasm. NCBI's taxonomy places the organism in Eukaryota, Metazoa, Chordata, Mammalia, Proboscidea, Elephantidae.